AUGGCUGCUGCACUCGGAGAGGACGCCCUCACUCGCGUCUCAGCGAAUGGUAUCUCCUAUCCAUCUACGCGACAAACCGCCCGUGGCUCCCUGCCUGACUACUACGUCCCAAAGACCGUCCUGCCAUCCGGAAAACUGCUGCCACAGAUCUCCUACAACGGCACCGUCCUCUCCGACCCUGACGAAUUCUCAAGCACCUACACAACACAGAUGCCUUAUACCUUCUUCGAGGUCCAGUCCAUCAACGCACACGUCUUGAACCAAGCACUCGCCCCUAUGGACAAGACAGCAAAGCCAAAGGAGCAAGAGAACAACAUGAGCAUCCUUGUCCAGGUCAGCGGUUACGUACGGUUGAUCGAGCGCAAGGAGGGUCCAAUGCGCGCCUUCUCCGACACCUUGGUCCUGGUCCCCAACAAAGAAGAAGCCGGCGCAAAGGGCAAAGGCAAGACCGGCGAAGGCAAGAGCUGGCUCAUCCAAAACCAAAACUUCAGAUUUGUCGUUUGA
Molecule: messenger RNA, 504 nt
Organism: Aureobasidium musti
Lineage: Eukaryota; Fungi; Ascomycota; Dothideomycetes; Dothideales; Saccotheciaceae
Source: the annotation of a GenBank genome assembly